Messenger RNA from Cucumis sativus (cucumber), 826 nucleotides. Its product is annotated as 40S ribosomal protein S24-1. Bases 109 to 522 code for a protein of 137 amino acids. Gene Ontology annotation, cellular component: ribosome. The transcript is spliced from 5 exons. NCBI's taxonomy places the organism in Eukaryota, Viridiplantae, Streptophyta, Magnoliopsida, Cucurbitales, Cucurbitaceae. Gene Ontology annotation, biological process: translation. The record is from RefSeq and is a predicted model, not a curated record. Gene Ontology annotation, molecular function: structural constituent of ribosome.
UAUUAGGGUUUUGUUCUCUCUUUUAACAUCCCAAUAUCAGGACUCUCCUGCCGCUCUUCUCUUCGCCGUCGCCUCCUUCGAGCUUCAAGCCUCCCAUCCUCUUCAGCCAUGGCGGACAAAGCAGUCACCAUUCGGACCAGGAAGUUCAUGACCAACAGGCUUCUCUCCAGGAAGCAAUUCGUCAUUGAUGUUCUUCACCCCGGCAGACCCAACGUCUCAAAGGCUGAGCUGAAAGAGAAGCUGGGCAGAAUCUAUGAUGUGAAGGAUCCAAAUGCCAUCUUUGUUUUCAAAUUCAGAACUCACUUCGGUGGUGGAAAAUCCACUGGGUUCGGUUUGAUCUAUGAUUCCGUCGAGAAUGCAAAGAAGUACGAGCCAAAAUACAGGCUAAUCAGGAAUGGCCUCGACACCAAGGUAGAAAAAUCAAGAAAGCAAAUGAAGGAAAGGAAGAACAGGGCAAAGAAAAUCCGAGGUGUUAAGAAGACCAAGGCUUCAGACGCAGCAAAAGGAGGAAAGAAGAAAUAAAUUUGCUGGAAUUUUGUGCUUAUGGUGGGCAAAGAUAAUCUGCAGAAUUGUGUUUUUUCGUUUAGUAGAGUCCCUUUUAGCUAUCUUCUUACUCUUCAAUUAAAUUAUGUUAAUCAGUGAUUUGGUUGUUGGUGAUUAGUGAUAUGAAAACUUUAGUUCUUUUGCAAGAGGACAGAAUUUUUGACAUUACAUUUCCUUGUUUCUCUUUUUAAUGUUUUGGUUGACACUUUAACCCAUUGAGGCUAUCAUUGGUAGAUUAUGAAAAUUGAUUGAUGGGAUAAUUCCAAAGCUUUAUCAAAUCUUC